Molecule: messenger RNA, 540 nt
Organism: Vicia faba (fava bean)
Lineage: Eukaryota; Viridiplantae; Streptophyta; Magnoliopsida; Fabales; Fabaceae
Source: the annotation of a GenBank genome assembly
AUGCAAGAAACAAAGUCACAAUUUCAAGCUCAAGAGGAGAAUAUAAAAAUUUUGGAGACCCAAAUAGGGCAAAUCACUACUACUUUAAGAUCAUGGGCGUAUGAGGAACCAAAGUCAAUUGAUAUAAGGCGAAGUCUUUCUGUCACGUCACCUGUAGCUGUAGAGACAACAUCUGACGUGCCAGAAUCUAGGGCAUCAAGAAUUUUUGUUCAAGAAAUACCACCUCCAUUAUUCCCUCAAAGGAUAAGGAAAACUAAGGAAGAUCAGUUAUUUGAGAAGUUUAUGUUCAUGAAGGAAGAAGAACUCAAGGAGGAAGGUGACCUAAGAAGGCCUCCACCAAAACCAACUGGUGCAAUUUGGUUGGAAAAGUAUGAAGCGCUGGAGAUGACCUCUGACAUGACACCUACACAAAAGAUUCCAUUUUUGUCACUUCUAAAGAUUUCGGUAUAUUGUGUUCUGAAGAAUGAAAAUGGGAAGGCCUUUGUGUCCUCCCUAAAAGUAAAUAAAAAGAAGCUGAAAUCAAAGGAUGAUGUUGUCUAG